Lotus japonicus is the source of this 1409-nucleotide messenger RNA. RefSeq names its product serine/threonine protein phosphatase 2A regulatory subunit B''beta-like. The record is from RefSeq and is a predicted model, not a curated record. Gene Ontology annotation, cellular component: protein phosphatase type 2A complex. Gene Ontology annotation, biological process: protein dephosphorylation. The transcript has 5 exons. Gene Ontology annotation, molecular function: calcium ion binding; protein phosphatase regulator activity. NCBI's taxonomy places the organism in Eukaryota, Viridiplantae, Streptophyta, Magnoliopsida, Fabales, Fabaceae. The coding region runs from base 16 to 696 and encodes 226 amino acids.
AUGUCAUAAUGAAAAAUGAAAAACCUUCAAAACCAUCAUAUUUUGAUAGUAAUAUAUUCAUAUAGAAUAUAUUACUACAUUAAUAGAUCUGCAAAUGGUCGUCUUACCCUGAGGGAGCUGAAGCGUGGAAAUAUAAUUGAUGCAAUGCUGCAUGCUGAUGAAGAAGAAGACAUCAACAAGGUUUUGAGGUACUUCUCUUACGAGCACUUCUAUGUUAUAUACUGCAAGUUUUGGGAGCUGGAUACAGAUCACGAUUUCUUGAUAGACAAAGAGAAUCUUAUCAGAUAUGGUAACCAUGCGCUCACCUAUCGAAUUGUCGAUAGAAUAUUUUCUCAGGUUGCAAGAAGGUUUACUAGUAAGGUUGAGGGAAAGAUGGGUUAUGAAGAUUUUGUUUAUUUCAUACUGUCAGAAGAGGAUAAAUCAUCUGAGCCGAGUCUUGAGUAUUGGUUCAAGUGCAUUGAUUUGGAUGGAAAUGGAGUUUUGACACGAAAUGAACUGCAAUUUUUUUAUGAGGAGCAAUUGCAUCGAAUGGAGUGCAUGGCUCAAGAACCUGUGCUUUUUGAGGAUAUAUUGUGCCAGAUUAUUGACAUGAUUGGACCUGAGGCGUCCGUCAGUCGAUUCGUGAUGAUUCGUCACUCGAGGAGGACCAGGAGCGUGAUGACUAUUACUGAAGCUUUCGACGAGGACCCGGACUGAAUGAAUGACCAGAUGAGGGUCGAUGAUCGAUGAUGGAAGUAUAGGGUAUGGGUGUUUAGAGCCUACUAAGGUUGGGUGUUAGGGUCAUAGCUCUGAUUCGUCAUUUGUACUUUUGGGACAGGGUAGUUUCCGACAGAUUGCUUUUCGGUGUGGUUCUCCGUAGAUGGGAAUCGCAUGGAGUAGUCGGACGUAGGAAGUCUUUUUGGAGGCCGUUUUGGGCUGACUUACUUUCUUGGAAGACUGUACUUAUAAAACUUAUGACUCUAUCUAUGGGUUGUACUUGUUUGUCGUUGGGCAAUACUUUUAGUUACUAGAUGUUACUUUCCGUCACUUGAGGACACUCGUGACGAUGAUUUUGAUUGCAGCAAGGGCUGUGCUUUUAUUGUAUGUUAGUCGCUGUUAAUCGCGAUUGGGUUGAGUCUUUAAAUUCGACAAGUCUUUUUAUUUAAAAAGAAAACGAAAAAAAAAUAUACCUGCUUUUUCCGCUUUAUUUUAUCUUUGGUUACUAAAAUGACACCACCGAAAUCGGGGUGUUACAGUGGCUGCUGAAAUAAAAGAAGCUUGUAUCUAGUUUUGGUUUUGUUGCAUUUGUUCAUGUUUUUAGACAAGCAAAUAGUGGAGCUCAUGUGCUUGUAAAGUAUUCUCUGGAUCAUGGGGAAGAGUCUUGGUUUCAUUGUGCGCCCUCGUGUAUUUAAUCAUGUAUUUUCUCGAAU